AUGUUGACGCUCUCGGUGCGCUGCCAGCGCGUCUCCUGCCAACUGUUUGCUUCGUCGUCCACGACUCCGCUCGCUCAGACGCGUAGCUAUGCGACACAGCCAAAGAAAGGACAGAUCGUAAAGCAGGCUUCGCAGGGAUUCAAGGGGAAGAAGAACACUCCUUCAGGUCAGAUGGAACAUGGAAAGAAGGAUAAGAAAAUGAUGGCCUUCCAACCGUUGCCUGUCUCACAACUUCCGCACCCGUUAUUUGAGAGUGAUCGUCCAGACACCCUUGCCUUGCAGUCAUUCCAUCCCGAAAUGCUUACGAGGGUUGUCGAGUCUCAAGCACUCAAAUUCCCCCAUAAUGAAAGUGAUCCCUUCCGUAUCUUUGGGUUACCGAGAAAUAUCCUUGUUGAGUUCCGCCUGCUUUCCAAGCCCUGCAGCGUUAUACGUUCUGUGACAAUCGACGCAAUUAACAAGUUAGACGCGGCAAGUGAUAAGAACAGCAAGGAGUCUAGGGUUGUCUUGACUGGACCCCAGGGCUGUGGAAAGAGUUAUCUUCUCCUGCAAGCCUUACAGUAUUGCAAUGCUCGCGAUUGGCUAGUCCUCUACAUCCCUCGAGCAACUAAUCUUGUCAACUCCACAACUGCCUACACUUACGAUAUGCGAACUCGAACAUACUCUCAGCCAAUCUUUGCUUAUCAAACUCUCCAGCGCUUUCUCAAGGUCAAUGCACUCCGGCUUGAACAGUUACGCACCCAGACCGAGAUAGAAAUAGAACGUCGCCCUCCGGUGCCCCCUGGCACACCCCUCGUGGAGCUCAUUAAUAUUGGCCUCAAGGAUCAGGGUCAUGCUCCGACAGUGCUUGGUGCUGUGCUAGAAGAAAUUGGGAAGCAGACAAUUUUCCCGGUGCUUCUGGCGGUUGAUGACUUCCAGGCAUUAUAUUGCAAGUCGCACUAUCGUGACCAACAUUUUUCGGCUAUCAAGUCGUACCAUCUUUCAAUGCCACGCCUUCUGCUCGAGUACGCAUCUGGACAGAAGUCAUUUGCCCGUGGUGCAGUCUUUGGUGCGAUCUCGAUGGGUAACACAACAUUCCCACUACCUCUGGAGCUCCGCGAAGCUCUUUCUCUCGAGCAUGACCGUCCCUAUGGACCAUAUGUCAAGCGACAACCGGAGCUCGUAGAAUACGCCCGCGGCCUCGAGAGGCUGGCAGUACCCGGUAGCCUGAGCGUGCCCGAAGCAGCAUCGGUUUUCGAGGUGUGGAUGAAGGACCGGGCAGUGCCUUCAAAACCCAAUGAUGAAUUGUUUCUGACAAAAUAUAGCGAGGCUAGCGGGAAUGCAAGAGCGUUUGUUUGGAAGGGAUUGUUGUCGUCCAUGUCAGCAUAG
Messenger RNA from Suillus plorans, 1365 nucleotides. Its product is annotated as mitochondrial ribosomal death-associated protein 3-domain-containing protein. Gene Ontology annotation, cellular component: mitochondrial small ribosomal subunit. Gene Ontology annotation, molecular function: structural constituent of ribosome. Lineage: Eukaryota; Fungi; Basidiomycota; Agaricomycetes; Boletales; Suillaceae. The record is from RefSeq and is a predicted model, not a curated record. Bases 1 to 1365 code for a protein of 454 amino acids. The transcript has 10 exons.